AUGUCCCAACCCAAACAGAUACACUCAGGCUGGUGCACUAAAAUCGGAUACUAUAUCAAGUCAUGGAAGAAGCGUUGGUUUGUUCUUACAAGUCAUACUCUCACCUACUUCAUUGAGCCAAAUGGCAAGGAGAGAGGCAUUAUCGAUUUAUUACAAAUCAAGGAGAUUAGGCCAUUUCCAGAAUGCGCCAAGCCAAAUGCUUUCAUGAUUACUGUUCCUGAGCGUACUUACGAAAUUUCCUGCGAAAAUGCCAAGCAAAUGGAGGAAUGGGUCAAUUUAAUCACAAAAGCCAGGGAUGAAUUGGCUAAGUCAAAGCCACAGAAGCGCUCCGAAGUCAAGGUCGAAGAUUUCGAUAUUCUUAAAGUCCUUGGUAAAGGAUCUUACGGUAAAGUACAACUUGUCCGCCAUAAGAUGACAGACCUCAUUUACGCCAUGAAGUCCAUCUCUAAGCAGCUCCUUUCAGAGCAUGAUCUUGUUAGCAGAAUCAUCGCUGAAAGAGAUGUUCUUUUGUCAAUCAACCAUCCAUUCUUAGUUUCCGCACGUUAUGCAUUCCAAACUGAAACUAAGAUCUUCCUUGUCUUGGAUUAUGUCCAAGGAGGCGAAUUAUUCUCGCGCCUUCGCGCCGAACAAAAAUUUGCCGAACCUCGAGCUCGUUAUUACAUCGCCGAACUUGUCUCAGCCAUCGGAUAUCUCCAUAAGAAGGGAAUUAUGCAUAGAGACCUUAAACCAGAAAACAUCUUAUUCGACAAAGAUGGUUACAUCAAACUCACCGACUUCGGUUUGGUCAAGCGUAACAUGACAAAGGACUCCACAACAACAACAUUCUGCGGAACUCCAGAAUAUCUUGCUCCAGAAAUGAUUAAUGGCAACGAAUACACGAUUUCCGUCGAUUGGUGGGCAAUUGGAACACUUGCAUAUGAAAUGCUCUACGGUGUUCCUCCGUUCUACGAUGCAAACACCAAUGCAAUGUAUCGCUCCAUUUUGCGCGACGAAGUUGUUUUCCCAGAGGACGCUUCCUUGGAUGCUAUCGACUUGAUCACAAAACUCCUCGAUAAGGAUCCCAAAACUCGUCUCGGUUCCGGUCCAACCGAUGCUGAGGAGAUUAAGGCUCAUCCAUUCUUCGCAUCCAUCAACUGGACAAACCUCGAGAAGAAGACAAUCCCAAUGCAGUGGAAGCCACCUGUUCAAGACCUCUUGGAUGUCUCACAAUUCGACCAAGAAUUCACAGGCGAGGCACCAAAGCUUACAUACGAAGAUCCAUCGCUCGUUGGCGAUAACAUUCAGAAAAAAUUACAAGGAUUCACAUAUACUAACGAUAUCUAA
Trichomonas vaginalis G3 is the source of this 1323-nucleotide messenger RNA. Its product is annotated as ribosomal protein S6 kinase family. Gene Ontology annotation, molecular function: ATP binding; protein serine/threonine kinase activity. Gene Ontology annotation, biological process: protein phosphorylation. The coding region runs from base 1 to 1323 and encodes 440 amino acids. The record is from RefSeq and is a predicted model, not a curated record. NCBI's taxonomy places the organism in Eukaryota, Parabasalia, Trichomonadida, Trichomonadidae. The transcript has a single exon.